GUACACGGAUGAGAUAAAGUCCCGGUGUCGUGUGUGAGCUGCCGGCGGCGGCUCAGCUCAGCUCUGCGGUCAUGUCCGGAGGGAUUCACGGGCUCCUGCUCAAACUGCACCAGGCGCUGUCGGAGGAAGACAGCCGAGCCGCGGCGUUCAGGUGUCACGAUAUAUUCGGUGACUUGGGGCAGGAGUGCAUGCUAACACAGACUGAGAAUGACCUGGUUCUGCAGACUUCCUUAUUGUUCUCCAAAGACUAUGGGCUGCUCAGCUUCCUCAGGAAGUCCCUGUCUUCAGAUGAGUUCCGGGACACCCGAGUUGAGAUCCUGUGUUUCUUGGCGACCUUCUUGGACAGGGUUUCACCGAGGGUCAAAGGUUGGGAGAAGACUUACGCUAUUGACAUAAAAGACACAUGCAUGGCCGUGUACACGAGGGACAAAGUGGCCAAAUGUAGGACGUCUGUGCUGGAUCUGCUCAUUAAGGUUCUGCAGACAACGAAGGCGUCCAGCGUCGCUGCAGACUUUAAAAUCUGCGACAUGUUCAGCAGAUAUUACGGCGAGCUUUGUCAGAAGAGCAAACUUCCAGAUUCAGUACUCGGCAAAAUCUAUGAGCUGCUGGGAGUCGUGGCAGAGGUUCACCCCAGUGAGAUGGUCAACAACUCGGACAAACUCUACAAAGCUUAUCUGGGGGAGCUGAAGGAGCAGAUGACUUCUUCAACAAAGGAACCAAAACUUUUUGUUGUCGCUGGAUGUUUGAGAGGAAUCACAGCUUUAAUGGUCAACUUCACUAAAACCAUGGACGAAGAUCCUGUGACGUCUAAGGAGAUCUUCCAGUACGCCCUGAAGGCCAUCAGUCCCCAGAUGGAAAUGAGUCGUUACGCCGUCACGUUCGCUGGGCUCAGACUGUUCGGCAGACACGCAGCUCAGUUCAGCAGCUGUCUGAUGGACCACUACAGGGCUUUGUUUGAGGUCAUGUCUAAGCUCUGCGGACACAUCAACGCUGAGAUGAAGAAGACGAGUUACUACGCACUUGAAGCCUUCCUCAAACAGGUGGCGAUGCUGGUCGCCGGAAACAUUGAGGAGCACAAAAGUAAGCUGAAGUUCUUCAUGCAGAAGUUCUGCGGCAUCAUUAAGACCAUGGACUCAACACACAAAGAGCUGUCCAUUGCCAUACGGGGAUAUGGAUUCUUUGCGGCUCCGUGCAAGAAAGUUUGUCCUCAGGACGUGGACCUGAUGUACACGGAGCUGAUCCAGCGCUGUAAGCAGAUGUACCUGACGGAGUCUGAUGAGGAGGACGACAGCUUCUACCAGCUGCCCAGCUUCCUGGACUCUAUAGCCAGUGUCCUGAUUCACCUGGACAAGGUUCCAGAGGUGUACACCCCUCUCCUGGAGCGUCUCCUCGUGGUGCAGAUCGACAGCUUCCCUCAGUACAGUGAGAGGAUGCAGACGGCUUGCUGCAGGUCCAUCCUGAAGGUGCUGGUGGCCGUGGCCUCUAAAGGACCUGUGCUGUGGAGCUUCAUUAGCUCUGUGGUGCACCAGGGUCUGAUUCGGGUCUGCUCCAAACCCAUCGUGCUCUCUGAGAACAAAGACGGUGGAAACGAUUCCUCUCAGCCUUCACAAGUUCGUGCAGGAAAGUGGAAGAUUCCUUCCAGUCAGAACUACCUCGGCCUGUUCAAAGGACUUUUAGACUGUGAUCAUUUGAAGGAUUCGGGGUUUUUGGAUGGAGCCUUUGAAAGUCAGAACUCUGCUCUUGUGUCUCUGAGUCGCCUGCUUUAUGAUGAGUUGGUGAAAUCGAUUCUCAGGAUUGUGGAAAAGUUGGAUUUGUCUGUGCAGAAAGUGACAGCAGGAGAGGAGGCUCCAGACGACUCGGCCCACGCCCUGCCCUCCUCUGACCCCACAGCUCAUCUGCUGCCCAGUAAGAUCAAAGACUUCACGGCCUUUAUCAACCUGGUUGACUUCUGCAGCGAGCUGUUGCUGACUAAACACGUGGAGUAUUUUCAGUCCUGGGUGUAUGAUUUCAGCCGUGAACUCAUCCUCCACUCCAUACGAAAUCCACUGGUCAGUGGCUUUUACAAGCUUCUCUCCGUCACCAUGAAAACCGCCAAGAGAAUCAAGUACUUCCAGGGCGUUGGUCUGAGACGCUCCACGUCCCGCGAGACUGACACAGUGAGAAGUGCUUGUUUGGCACUUUUCUCAAAGUUUGGAAAAGAGGUGUGUGUGAGAAUGAAGCAGUACAAAGACGAGCUGCUGUCGUCCUGCUUGACAUUCGUCCUCUCGCUGCACCACAACAUCGUAGCUCUGGACAUCAAGGCCUACUGUCCUGCUCUUGAGGCGGCUCUGAAACUGGGUCUGAGCCAUGUUCCUCUGGCCAACGCAGCCCUAGACGCUCUUGAGGACUGGUCGUCCCACAUUCCUCCAGGGACGAUGCAGCCCUGCUACGCCAGCAUCCUGCCUCUUCUGGACGGAUACCUGAAGACCACGUCCAACAACAAAGACGACAGCAGCUGGGAGGUGAUGUCCUCUGUGUCUUCGAGACGUGACAGAGGAUACAGCAGAGUGAUGACGAGGCUUCUGAAGCAGUCCAACCAGUUUUCAAUGGAAGACGCUCCUCUCGUCACCGUGAGGCUCAGGGUGGUGAAGCUGCUCGGUCACCUGGGAGGAAAGCUGAACAGGAACCUUGUGACUGUGGUCUCAUCAGAGGAAACGAUGAAGAAGUUUGUUGCGUGGGACUCAGAGAAGAAGCUGAGUUUUGCGGUGCCGUUCAGCGACAUGAAGCCCGUCAUCUACCUCGACCCGUUUCUGCCUCGCAUCAGUGAACUGGCUCUGUCCACGAGUGACAGACAAACCAAAGUGGCAGCCUGUGAGCUGCUCCACAGCAUGGUGGUCUACAUGGUGGGGAAGAGUGCUCAGAUGGUGGAAGGGAAGAACAGCCUGCCGCCCAUGUACAAGCUGCACAAGAGGCUGUUUCCUGUGCUGCUGCGUCUGGCCUGUGACGUCGAUCAGGUAACCAGGCAGCUCUUUGAGCCACUGGUUAUGCAGCUGAUUCACUGGUUCACAAACAACAAGAAGUUUGAAAGCCAGGACACGGUGGCUGUUCUGGAAGCCAUACUGGACGGUGUGGUUGACCCCAUGGACAGCACUCUGCGAGACUUCUGUGGCCGCUGCAUUGAAGAGUUUGUCAAAUGGUCGAUCAAGCAAACCACCCCCAAGCAGCAGGAGAGGAGCCCUGCCAAUAUGAAGUCCUUGUUUAAGCGGAUCUACAGCCUGGCGCUCCACCCCAGUGGGUUCAAAAGACUUGGUGCUGCCUUAGCAUUCAACAGUAUCUACAGACAAUUCAGGGAAGAAAACUCCUUGGUGGAGCAGUUUGUCUUCGAGGUUCUUGUCAUAUUUGUUGAAAGUCUGGCUCUCGCACACUCAGAUGAGCGAUCUAUGGGUACGUUGCCGCAGUGUAAAAGUGCCAUUGAUCAUCUGACAAGAAUCAUCAAACACAAAGCUCCGAGUCUCAAUCAGCACAACGCUAAGAGACGUGUCCCGAGGGGUUUCCCAGCCGAUGAAAAGCUCUGCCUGUCACAUGUGGUUUCAUGGCUGUUGGAACAAUGUGGUCGUCCUCAGACCGAGUGUCGCCACAAAUGCAUGGAGCUCUUCUAUGAGUUUGUUCCUCUCCUCCCAGCAAAGAAGUCUCCACCUCAGUGGUUGGAUGGCAUGCUGAAGGAUCACGGUGUAAGCUUCCUGGUCUCACGGUUUGAGGGCGGAGGUCUCCUCUCCCAGCCCACUCUCAGAGACCUGACGGGCCCGUUCAGUGUCAGAGUCACCCUGCAGUGGAUGGACCUGCUGCUGGCUGCCCUGGACUGUUACAACACCUUCAUCAACUUACACAUAAUCAAGCCUCAGCACAUGCUCAGCUCCAGAGACCAGUCGAGCUUUCUGAAAGCUGUGCAUUUCUUUUUGACUGAGCUGGCGACUCACGACGUGGCAGCGGCAGAGAGCUGCUUCACUCUCAGUGAGAAGAGCUCUCUCUUCAGCCCAAGAGAGGUGGACCAGUACAACUACAGCAAGUGCACCAUCAUUGUUCGCCUGCUGGAGUUCGCCACAAUGAUUCUAGUCCAAGGAGACCAGGAGUUUUGGAAGCACCUGGAACCAGAUAUUUUUUGUGCAGUUUUUUUUGAGUUGACUGCACUGGUGGUGUGUGAGCCAUCUGCUGUUGGCUUCAACAUGGCAGAUGUGGAGGUAAUGAAGAACCUACCAGAAGUGUGCGUCCCUCUGCUGAGGGCCCUGCUGACCUCCACGUACCGCACUCAUCUCGAAAGCAGCCUGCGGACGAAGAUCUCACGUAAAAGUAUAGAGGAGCUGUGUGCUGUAGAUCUUUACCACUCAGGCACCUGGAGCCGCCACGACCAGCUGGAAAUGGUUCUGUCCUCCUGUAAGCAGAUCCACACAGCCGGCUUCCUCAGCUCCAUUCUGCACAGCCAGGAUUUGGCCUAUUCCAAGUCACUUGGCUCCCGUCUUCUAAUGACAGUGUAUAAAGGCAUAGCACCCGGUGAGGACAGGAAGGCGCUUCCAUCCUUGGACAUCAACACCAGGAGGGUCGCGGAUGGCCUGCUUCAGCUCGCCUUUUCUCUCAGUCACCAGAGUGAGCAGCUGGUGGACUUGCUGUUGAACACCAUCAUGCUUUCUGUGCCAGUGUCUGGAGGUCACAGCCAUAACUUCCUGAGCUUCUCGCAUGGCGAGUACUUCUACAGCCUCUUCCAGGUGACCAUCAACACCGAGCUGCUGAGAAGUCUGGACACCACAGUGCCAUGUCUCAUGAGAGCUUCCUCCCAAAACCCCAGCAUGGUCAGUGUGCUGCUGAACGGCAUGCUGGACCACAGCUUCAGAGAGCGCUCUGUGAGGAAGACUCAGGGAAAACAGCUGGUUGAAGAGGUGCUAAGAAGGUGGGACAGUCUGCAGUCGUGGUGGGAAGGACAGUCUUCCACUCCAGAAAGCAAAACUGCGACUCUCCUGCUGCUCUGCAAGCUCCUACAGAUUGACUCCUCCGUCUGCUCCAGCAUCGACCACAAAGCGUUCAGGCCGGUGUUUUCCACUUUCACUGGGCUGCUGGUUGACAUGAAUCUGCCACUGAAUCUCAAGAGUCAGGCCCUGUUGGUGUUGCCCUUCUUCACAACCCUCCCAGAGGAGCAGCUGGCUGAGCUGCAGAGGGCCCUCGACGCCCUCGUAGUGGCUCACUUCCCCAUGCAGUCCGACGAGUUCGCUAAGGGCUCGCUUCACCGCAACAACUACAUGGACUGUAUUCGAAAGUUGCUGGAUGCCCUGGAGCUUUCUCAGAGUCCACUGCUGCUCAAACUGCUAUCAGGGAUUCUGUGUCGAGACAGAAAACACAUCAUGGAGGAACAAUUCCAAACCUGCUUCCAGAGGAUCGCGAGGCGGUCCAGCAAUGAGCGGCAGCUGCAGCUGCUCUGUACAGUAUAUGAGGUGAUCCAGCAGGAUGAUGUGCCGGUGAGCUCCAUGCUGCAGGCCGUGAUGGAGCGGGUCCUGCUGCCUCUGGCCUCCCACUGUGGCACCAGGGCCCUGACUGACUUCUAUGUGGCAAAUGUCUCCAACAUAAUUGCUCUGCUGCUCAGUCGCUUCACCAAGUCAAGUGAAACAGCGUUUGAGAUCCAGUUGCUGAAGAAGAACGGCUGUUACAAGCUGAUGGAGCUCCUGUAUUCUCGGCUUCCCAAAGAAGACGUUUACUCCAAGGAGUCCCGCAUCAAUCAGGCCUACUGUCGCUCGGACAAGCCAGAGGGGAACGAGUUGUCCAAGACCCUGAUCAAGUCAUGUUUUGAAGCGUUCACUGAAAACAUGGCGGGUGAGACUCAGUUCCUCGAACUCAGGAGACUUUACCACUGUUCUGCGUACAACUGUGCCAUUGCAGUCAUCAGCUGCAGCUUCAGUGAGCCCAGAUUCUACCAUGGCUUCCUCUUCAGUGAGAAACCAGAGAAGAACCAGUUCAUUCUGGAAAAUAUCAUAGACGUUGAAAGGACCUACAACUUUCCAGUUGAAAUCGAGGUCCCACUGGAGAGAAAGAAGAAAUACAUCAUGAUUCGAAAAGAAGUGAGCGAGGAGAGCGGAGAAGCACCAGUUUACUUGUCCUCCCAGUCUUACAUGGCCGACAGCAGCCUGAGUGAGGAGAUGAGUCAGUUUGAUUUCUCCACUGGCGUCCAGAGCUUUUCCUUCAGCUCCCAACACCCAGAGGGACAGAGACGCGCCGCUGUAAAACGAGAGACAGAGGAGGCAAACCCCUCCCAGGAUGCAAUGGUGGAUCUAGAAAUGGAUGAGCUAAAUCAGCACGAAUGCAUGGCAGCCAUGACGGCUCUCAUUGGACACAUGCAGAGGAACAACAUAACCCCCAAAACUGAACAGGGAAACAUGCCGAGUGAGCUUCCUCCAUGGAUGAAAUUUCUACAUGGAAAACUUGCAAAUCCAGCAACGCCUCUGAAUAUUCGACUCUUCACCUCAAAGCUGAUCAUCAACACAGAGGAGGUGUUUCGACCGUAUGCGAGGCACUGGCUGGGGCCGCUGCUGCAGCUCGUUGUCUCUGGAAACAAUGGAGGCGAGGGGAUCCAUUUCAUGGUGGUGGACAUUGUGGUCACAGUGCUCUCGUGGACAAGCCUGGCCAGUCCCAAGGGUAACCCCAGAGAUGAAGUGCUGGCCAACCGGCUGUUAGAGUUCCUGAUGAAGCACAGCUUCCACUCCAAGAGGGCGGUUUUCCGACACAACCUGGAGAUCAUUCGCACUCUGGUGGAGUGCUGGAAAGACUGUCUGCAUGUCCCCUACAGUCUGAUAUACGAGCGAUUUUGUGGCACCGACCCGAACAGCAAAGACAACUCGGUCGGACUUCAGCUGCUGGGAAUCAUCCUGGCCAACAACCUGCCUGCUUACGACGCCUCCUGUGGAAUUGAAUAUGAGAGGUACAUCCAGUCUCUCACCAACAACCUGUCCUUUGUGAGGUAUAAAGACAUCUACUCAGCCGCUGCUGAAAUUAUCGGCCUCACCCUGAAGAAUAUGACUCAAACAGACAACAAACAUCAAGAACUUCUGGGUCUUGCUGCAAGUAAGAUAACAAAUCUGAAGAAAACAGACCUGGAUGACAAGUUCAUCAUCUGCUUGAACAAAGUGUCAAAGCACUUUCCUCCGUUUAUGGAUCGGUUUGUCAACUAUGUGUUCUACCUGCUGCCAAAGCUGCACGGCGUCUUGAAGACUCAUUGUUUGGAGUGUGUGCUGAGCCGAGCUGACGUCAUCCCGGACAUCUUCCUGCAGCUGAAGUCCACAGGCUUCAUUCAGAUGAUGGGACAUAGGGAUGAAGGGAGACAGAGAGUGUGUCUGGAUAUCAUCCUGAAGAUUAUUGGCCUGCUGACUCCAGGUCAGCUUCAGGAGCUCCUGGGAGCUGUGACAGCGUAUGUGUCCCAUCCUUCACCAGUGUGCAGAGAGAGGAUGUACAGUAUCCUCAUGUGGAUCCAGGAUAACUACAGUGACGCAGAGAGCAUGGAGGACAACACCUCAGUGGAGGUUUUGAACGCAGCUAAAGAAACACUGCUUCAGGGACUGUCUGAAGAAAACCAAGGCCUCCAGCUUUAUGUUUGUAACUUCUGGAGUCAGGAGAAACGUCUUCCCACUGCGACCCUCGACCGGAUGCUGACGGUGCUUCGGUCUCUGUACUCAUGUCAGAUAGAAAGGUGUUUCUUAAGCUUGGUGACCAACUUGCUGCUGGAAAUGACCAGCCAGAGUCCUGACUUCAAACGAAACAUGUUUGAGUAUCCUCUGUCAGAGUGUACCUUCCAGGACUACGUGAUUGAUUCUAACUGGCGCUUCAGGAGCACAGUGAUGACUCCUAUGUUUGUUGAAACCCAAAGUUCUCAAGGCCCAGAGAGCGUGGCGGCGUCGCAGGCUGCAGCCAUGAAGGGGAAGCUCAGAGCCACUCAGACCUCGCUGGAGUUCACCCAGACACAAACAGCAGGUCGACGUACAGCAUAUAACUGGCUGACAGGCAGCAGCGUGGAUACACUAGCAGAGCACACACUCGGCUCUGAAUCUCUGUCCUCACUGUUGGUGUUCGAUAAGAAAGCAGAGAGGCAAGCGUCAGCGAGAAGGCCAGUGGGGGAAGGUUUUGGCCUGAGGCGCCUCACCGCACCCACUGAUGAGGUGGACAGCCGCACCAGAGCAGAGAACGAGCAGCGUAACAACAUCCUGAGACUGAGACGCAGAUUCCUCAAGGAUCAGGAGAAAGUCAGCUUGAAUUAUGCACAGAGAGAGAUCCAACAGCAAAGACAGAAGAAGGAAGAAAAAGCAGAUCAAAGGCUGCGGAAAGAGGGUCAGGUGACUCUUUAUCGUAACUACAGAGUGGGAGACUUUCCAGACAUCCAGAUCCCGCACAGCAGCCUCAUCGCCCCCCUUCAAGCACUAGCCCAGAGAGACCCAAUUCUGGCCAAACAGCUGUUCAGCUCACUGUUCGCUGGGAUUCUCCAAGAAAUGGAAAAAGACAAACGAGGGGAGAGUGUGAGGAUUAAGGAAGAGCUGAGGUGCAACAUGAAUUCUUUCCUGAGCAGGAGUACGCUGUGCUUCCCUCCGUUCAUCGCAUGUGUGCAGGACAUGGGCUACCAGCACAAGGAGCUGCAGCAGCUCGAUCCAGGUGCCGUCAGCUCCACUUGCCUGAUGAGUCUCCAGCAGCCGUCGGGCAUCCUGCUGCUGGAGGAGAGCUUGCUGCACGGCGGUGUCCAAGACCAGCCUCCUGCGAAACGGUCACGAGGACGCAAAGAAAUCCCUCCAGACACCAAUAAAUGGAUCCACCUCGCAAGGCUUUACAGAUCUUUGGAGGAUUAUGAUGUUGUGCGCAGCAUCUUUGGUGGUAAAGUUGGGACCAAGUCAAUCACCUGUGCUGCACUUCAGGCUGAAGCCAACACUGACUUCGCAGAAGCUGUGAAGCUUUACAAUCAGGCCCUCAACACUGAGGACUGGAGUGAUGGUGAGCCCACUGACUCUGAGAAGGACUUCUGGGAAAUAGCAGCUAUGGAGGCCUACGGCCAUCUGACUGAGUGGAAGUCUCUUCAGUACUGCUCCACUGUGUACAUAGAUGAAAACUCCCCAGCCGACCUGCAGAGGAUGUGGUCAGAGCCUCUCUACCAGGAAAUGUACCUGAAGCACAUGAUUCGCAGCAUGUUGAAGCAGCUGCAGCUGGGUGAGCGGGACCAGAGUCUGCUCAGCUUCGUCGACAAAGCCAUGAGGGUGGAGGAGCGUAAAAAGCUGCUGGAGAGUCAUUACAGCCAGGAGCUGAGCUUACUCUACAUCCUGCAGGAGGACUACGACCGCGCCAGAUACUACACCAACUGCUCCAUGCAGCUGUUUAUGGAGAAUUACUCCAGUGUGGAUACGCUGCUCACUCAAAGUCGGCUCACCCUCCUGCAGUCGGUGCAGGCCUUAACUGAGAUCCAGGACUUCCUGCUGUUCAUUAAAGGAGAGGUGUCUGUGAGCUCCCUCAAGUGGCUCAUCAGAUUAUGGACUGAGCGGUAUCCUGAUGCGAAUGUGGAUCCAGUGAACGUAUGGGAUGAUAUCAUUACAUCUCGAUGCUUCUUCUUGGACAAGAUCAGGGAAAAGCUGAGUGGCCACGCUCCCGGUGACAGUAUGGAGGUGGAUGGUUCAGAGGACUCAGCAGGUGAGAUCGACGCAUUAGUGAAGGACUGCAAGUUCAACAUGAAGCUCCACAUGGCUGACAGCACACGGAAGCAGAAUAACUUUCCUGUUGCGACCAAGCUGCUGAAGGAACUUCAGAAAGAAGCCAAAUCAAACAGAGGCUGGUUGAUGCAGUGGGUGCACAGCUUUUGCCGCUUCAGCCAUAAACGCAGCCAGGUCCAGGGUCCCGUGGAGCAGAUCAGCACCAUUCUGAAGACUGUCCCACUCCUGGAGGACCUGCACGCAGACUGUGAAAGCGCCACAUCUAAAGUAUUCAGAAACCAAAAGAUGCUCCAGGGUACGUCUUUCCACAUCCUGGCCACAGCUGUAAGCAGAAGCCCCUCGGUCCUGGAAACUAUCGAACGUGACAAAGCAGAGAGAGUUGUCAGGCUUUCUGGAGCAGCGUGGCCCAUUGAAAAUCCAAAGACAGUGGAAGUGGGGCUGCAGGUACAAGCACUGAAGUUUCUGUGUGACGCGACCAGAAAAGCUAAUGAAGAGCUUCAGUCUUACACGGAGGACUGUGUGGAAAGCAGCAGCAUCACAGAGACAUACAUGGCUUUGGCUAAUUUCUGCGACACACUGCUACGAGAGGAGGAGCAGAGGGAUGCUGAAAGCCAGUUUCCAGACCUUCUGACGCUGCCCGUCCACGUGGUGGAGAACAUGCUCAAAGCCCUGAAGAUGAACUCGGAGGAAGCUCGCCUCCGGUUCCCACGUCUGCUACAGAUCAUCGAGUUGUACCCCGCUGAGACUCUGGACCUCAUGACGAAAGAGAUGAUGUCAGUUCCCUGCUGGAUGCUGAUCAGCUGGAUCAGUCAGAUGGUUGCCCUGUUGGACAAACCGGAAGCUGUGGCAAUGCAGCACUGCGUUGGGCAGAUAGCAGCGUGUUACCCUCAGGCCCUGGUCUACGCUCUCAUGAUCAGCAGCGAGAGUUACCAGUUUGAGGACUCGGCCACAGGACACCAGCAGCGAGAAUUUGUCAGCAGGGUGAGGAGCACGCUGGAUAAGAGAGGAGCUGUGAAGAACUUUGUGGAUGCACUGCAGCAGUUCACAAAUCCAGAGAUGAUUUUUAAGGACUGGUGGGAUUACGUGAAAAAUGAACUGGAAAAAACGAGUUUUGACAAGAAGCGGAUGAGCGACAUGUAUGACGAGAUGCACUCUUGGCUCGGGGAUCGUAACGCAGAUGGUCAUGGGAUGUUCCGCAAGAAAUUCAUCCAGAAAUUUGCUAAAGAUGUGGAGAAACUGCUGGGAGUUAAAGGCAGCAAGCUGUUUGAGAAGAGGAGAGACAAAAACUUUGUGCAGCAGGUGGAUAUUCUGGCAGCAUCCAUGCGUGGGUUUCAGACGGAGCCUGGGAACCUGAAGGAAUACUCUCCCUGGCUCAGUGGAUUCAAAGCAGAUCCAUUCAGCAAUGAGCUGGAGAUCCCAGGACAGUAUGACGGCCGAUCUAAACCUUUGCCAGAGUAUCAUGCAAAGAUAACAGGCUUCGAUGAAAGGGUAAAGGUCAUGACCUCCAUUCGUCGUCCCAAGCGUCUCAUCAUCCGUGGGGAUGAUGAGCGGGACCACCCGUUUCUGGUGAAGGGUGGGGAGGACCUCCGCCAGGACCAACGCAUUGAGCAGCUUUUUGCGGUCAUGAACAUUUUGUUGAGUCACGAUGCUGCAUGCACACGCAGAGGCUUGCAGCUCCGCACCUAUCAAGUCAUUCCCAUAAAUACGAGAAUCGGUCUGAUUGAAUGGAUGGAGAACACCUGUACUCUGAAAGAGUUCCUGUGUAGCACAAUGACUGACGAGGAAAAACAAAGUGCACAGAGGUCUGCUGAAGCCUACAACAAAUGGCUCUCAACCAUUGAUCCAAAUUCAAAGAAGCGUGGCAUCGAACUCUAUGGUCUGGCUUAUAUGAAAGCGAAACGUGCUGAUACAGUCAACAACUUUUUGAAAGUGUCUCAGUUUGUGCCCAGUGAUCUCCUGAAGAGAGCUUUUCUGAAGAUGUGCAACAGUCCUGAGGCCUUUCUCUCCUUGAGAUCUCACUUCAUCAGCUCUCAUGCUUUGCUGUGUGUGAGCCACUGGAUUCUAGGUAUUGGAGACCGACAUCUCUCCAACUUCAUGAUCAACAUGGAAACAGGAGGCAUGAUCGGCAUCGACUUCGGUCAUGCCUUUGGUUCAGCCACGCAGUUCCUCCCCGUGCCUGAGCUCAUGCCGUUCCGGCUGACCAGACAAUUUGUGAAUCUGAUGCAGCCGUUGAAGGAGUCGGGUUUGAUCCAGAGCGUCAUGGUUCACUCCCUGCGAGCCUACAGGGCUGAGCCGGACCUUCUGCUGAACACCAUGGACGUGUUCGUUAAGGAGCCCUCGCUGGACUGGAAGAACUUUGAGCUGAAACAGCUGAAAAAAGGAGGCACGUGGACCGAGAACGUGAACACCAAAGAAAUCAACUGGUAUCCGUUACAGAAGGUGAACUGUGCCAGAAGAAAACUAGAAGGAGCAAAUCCAGCUGCUAUAACCAGUGAGGAGCUGAGGCUGGGCUUUGAGAAGGACGCUGCGUUCCAGGGGAUGCAGUCUGUGGCCUUAGGGACGAAGGAGCACAACAUUCGUGCCAAACUUCAGGCUGCAGGCUUGUCAGUGGAGCAGCAGGUGGACUGUCUGCUUGACCAAGCCAUGGACCCAAAUGUGCUUGGCAGGGUUUGGGUGGGCUGGGAACCGUGGCUCUGACUGUUUGACCAGUGAAAUGUUUCGAAAUACUUGUUCACCGUUAGUGAGAAACAAGUUUUAUCAUAGAUGAACGGACGUUUAGAUGUUUGGAAAUGUGCUGGAAAGGAAAUUCAUGGCCUUAACAGAUCCCUGUAAUCUCAAAUGUUUCCUCUUUUGAAAACCUGUGAAAAAUAAUUUUCUUGUGUUGUGGCAGAGUUUGUUAGGAAUGAUCUGCAUGUUCUCUCACACUGAACACCAAGAACUUGUGUCAAGAAAUCUAAUUCUGGAAGAAGGAUGGAAGUAAACAAUCAUUAGCAUCAUUUAUCAGUAUCUUGUAACUUUAGUUAAAAUUAAAAAAAAAGUGUCAAACUGCAGCUAAAAGGUGCUCAAGAGUCCUUUAUUUUAAAAGCAUUAAUCUUUAACAAGGCAAAGACAGCAGUUACUUUAACAGGUUAUCAGCAAGCAACUCAAGGCUGGAAAGCCUGUGUAAGA
Toxotes jaculatrix (banded archerfish) is the source of this 12863-nucleotide messenger RNA. RefSeq names its product protein kinase, DNA-activated, catalytic subunit (gene prkdc). The record is from RefSeq and is a predicted model, not a curated record. Lineage: Eukaryota; Metazoa; Chordata; Actinopteri; Toxotidae. Gene Ontology annotation, biological process: intrinsic apoptotic signaling pathway in response to DNA damage; double-strand break repair via nonhomologous end joining; telomere maintenance. The transcript is spliced from 86 exons. Gene Ontology annotation, cellular component: nucleus. The coding region runs from base 72 to 12392 and encodes 4106 amino acids. Gene Ontology annotation, molecular function: DNA-dependent protein kinase activity; protein binding.